AUGCCUCCCCCUGAUGGCGAGGGCCAAGGGAGGACCAUACGCGGUGUUUUUGCCGAAAAGGGCCAGCUUGUCAGACUCGCUCCAAGUCUCUGUCGCGCCGCGACAAACAUCUGGGAGACCGAGGGAUACGGCAAUGUGAAAUGCGGUUAG
Gaeumannomyces tritici R3-111a-1 is the source of this 150-nucleotide messenger RNA. RefSeq lists its product as hypothetical. Bases 1 to 150 code for a protein of 49 amino acids. The transcript is spliced from 2 exons. NCBI's taxonomy places the organism in Eukaryota, Fungi, Ascomycota, Sordariomycetes, Magnaporthales, Magnaporthaceae. The record is from RefSeq and is a predicted model, not a curated record.